AUGAACUUGCAAACACUUCUUCAACCACCACACUCGGCUUGUCAAUCACUUCUCUCAGAAGAUACUGGUUACUGCUUUGUACCUGGGGUCCCUUUAUCAAUUCACACCUAUUCUACUUCCAACUCAGUCCUUCUCUCGACAUUCGACCUACCCACUUCAUCCGAUGCUACUAGACUUAUCAACAUUCACAAACAUCCUCAAUUUCCAAACAAUCAACUGAUCCUUGUAGCCUCAGAUGGUACAAUUUACAUCUUUGAUUUUGUCAAGUCAUCUUUACUUGCUACUUAUCACACUCGGCGCCCUCUUAUAUUUUCCUCCUUACGCAUAUCACCUUUAUCGAAUACUUCAUCCACGACUCAAUCGGUUGAACCUCCGACCUCUUUUACGUUAUUGGUAGUUACCAAGAAAACACUUGAUCCUGCUAGUUUGAAUUCAUCCAAGACGAUAUCACACUCCACUCGCACUCGUAGAAAGAAAAUGCUUUCCACUCUAUACGCCAUACAGCUUAAUCCUCUUGAAAAGGACGAGAAAAAGACCUCCACUACUACUGAAGGUACUUUUCGAAUCAUCAAGAUCUUGAACACUGGAAGGGCAACUUGUUAUUCAUCUAGUUUAUGCGGCAAUUGGGUUGGAAUCGUUACUGGCCUUAGUAUUUGGGUCAUUCGAUUUCUUCAACCAAACCUCUUCGAAUUCAGUAGUAAACAAACCAAAGAAAUCGGAUACCAAGUCGUACAUCUACAAGCAGCAGAACUUAUUACCAGCAUUGCUUUUCCUCCUAGAUCUCAUGCAUAUCAUUUUUCUUCAAUGGGCGCUUCAUCUACCGAUGUAUCAUGCACACCUUGCGAUUUUUUUGCAACCGGAUCCAUUACUGGUAGAAUAGCGUUAUGGCAUGCACUUUCUGAAGCACAGUGGGCCACAUUUAUCAGAAAAGCAACUCAAUCUCCUUCAGCUAUCUUACCUUGUCCUACUUCAAUAUCGCAUUGGCAUGCUCAUGCAGUUGCAGAUUUAGCAUUUACUAGAAACGGAUCUUAUUUAAUUAGUGGAGGAGAAGAAGCCGUAUUAGUCUUAUGGAAACUAGAAGAUUUUGAAGGAAUCGGCCAUGAUUCGAAAACGUUUUUACCGAGAUUAAAAAGUCCAAUUAUAAAUUUAAAUUUAAUUGAAAAACUUUCAACCAAUGAACCUGGUGUAUUAGUCACACUCGAAGAUCGAAGUAUUUUACUUGUUAGUACUUCUACAAUGACAGUGAUGAAAUCAUUAUGUUUACCAAAGAUGCAUCAAUUACCUUCUCAUAAAACAAAUCAAGCUUGUAUCAUUACUUGUCUUUCACCUCCUAUAGGGUCAAAACCUGAUCCUUUACGACCAUAUAAUAACAUCAUGCUUUUAUCAACCCAUCCUACUACAUUACAAGUUCUGGACGGUGGAUCUGGUGAUAUGUUGAACGAGGUGCAUGUGCUUCCGAAAAAUACGGUCAGUAGAAGGGACGAACGUCCAACUGUUGAACCGAUUUUGAAAUUUGUAGCCUUAGGAGGUCAAGGUGAUCGGUUUAUGGCAACGAUUAAUGUAUGGCACGACGUCCAACGUGGAUUCGAACCUGAAAUCACACUUAAACUAUGGGAAAGAGACUCCGAGAAUCAUAAUGACUUCAAGUUGAUCGGUCGGGUCGAUAAUCCUCACGAAGAAGAAAUUACAUCACUCAACAUUACAUCUGCAGUUUCUCCAUCAGUUGUGACUACUUCAUUAGAUGGAACAAUCAAAUUAUGGACCUCUACUAACGCAGACCCCGUCUUGAAGCCAACUGCCUCAAAAACGAACUCUUUUGAAUGGUUGAAAUCAACUUGUUUAUCUUAUCGAGAUUUGAAAGCUCUAGACUCGACGUUUUCUGAGGAUGGUACGGUGAUGGCUGUACUUCACCCACAAUGUGUUAGUAUUUGGGAUGUUCUUGGACACCGAUUAAUCAAGACUAUCGGAAGUGGUUCUACUAGCCGAUUGGGUGAAUACAAACGAGUCAAAUUUGUGGGAUCUACGAUGGAUAAGUUGAUGAUCAUGGGUAGUAGUGGACUUGGAAUAUAUGAACUAACUAGUUCAAAUGAGAUCGGAUUUUGGAGUUCUUCGGUUCAUCUAGCAGUGCGAAUUCCUCAUUCGGAUUACAUUGUGACCUUUGAAAAAACUAUAACUAAAUCUACACAAGAAGAAGAAGAGAUCACAAGCAAACCAGAUCGACAACAUACACUCACAGUAAUCGAUGUCAGUUCAAUGAAACCACUUUUUAGUAUAAAAGUACGACCUACAAGAGCCGCGACAUUUGUUAGUAAACCAUCAACUCCAAAACCUGAUUGGAAACCGACCAAAGAAGAACUUUUAGAUGGAUUAAUUCUUUUAACCAAUCAUAGUGGAUUAUUAAGAUUUGGUAAAGAUGUAUUUGAUCAAUAUGCAGCAGCAGCAGCGGCUAAAUCACUCGAGUCUGAUUUGACUAUCAAAAGUCAUUUACCAUUUAAAGAUCUUUUAAGUCAACCAGAAGAAAACGAGUUUGAAGAAUUAUUAACAACUACUAAUACAUUAAUCUCAAAUCAACCUAAUGCGGAUUUAAUUGAAAUGUUUGAAACGAUCCUGAAAAUGCCACCUCAUCUUAUUCCACCAACAAGAAUGAUUUGGAAUAAACUUUUAGUACCUACACCGAUAUCUAAUUCUAAAGUUGCAUCAGAUCAUAAAAAAUCGUCAGAUAAGAUUGAAGAAGGAAAAAACGAUCCGGAUUUGAGAAUUGAGAAUGAAGAAAGAAUUGGAAUACCUUUACCUUCAGUAGGUCAAACUCUUGAUAUUAAUCAAAUUCCUAUUCCUUCUACUGGUAUGAAACCUAUCACUGUCGAAGAAUUACAAACAACAAUACCUAUUUCUUUCAAAUAAUUUGCUUCUAAAGACCAUCAUGGAAGGAUUCAGGAAUAAAUUGAGUUUGGUUCUUUUGUUGAUAAGUCUUUUGUGAUUACGUUUGAUGAUAAUGGAUUAAAUUCUUAGGGAAAGAUUUUGGUUGCAUGUAAUAUACUGAUCUUUUGAACCAAGUUUUACAAUC
Molecule: messenger RNA, 3064 nt
Organism: Melampsora larici-populina 98AG31
Lineage: Eukaryota; Fungi; Basidiomycota; Pucciniomycetes; Pucciniales; Melampsoraceae
Exons: 4
Coding region: 1-2901 (966 amino acids)
Biological process (GO): positive regulation of transcription by RNA polymerase I; positive regulation of rRNA processing
Cellular component (GO): nucleolus
Molecular function (GO): RNA binding; protein binding
Source: RefSeq, a predicted model, not a curated record